This is a messenger RNA of Cottoperca gobio, 1458 nucleotides long. RefSeq names its product transcription factor 15-like. NCBI's taxonomy places the organism in Eukaryota, Metazoa, Chordata, Actinopteri, Perciformes, Bovichtidae. Bases 1 to 549 code for a protein of 182 amino acids. The transcript has 2 exons. Gene Ontology annotation, biological process: regulation of transcription by RNA polymerase II; developmental process. The record is from RefSeq and is a predicted model, not a curated record. Gene Ontology annotation, molecular function: RNA polymerase II transcription regulatory region sequence-specific DNA binding; DNA-binding transcription factor activity, RNA polymerase II-specific; protein dimerization activity.
AUGAUGGCUUUCACUAUGCUGAGGCCGGUAUCGACGCAUCCCUUCUCUUACCCCGCUGACCUGACCUUGAUGUCGGACGACGAGGAGGAGAACCGCAGCGAGAGCGACAGCAGCACCGACCAGGGCUACGGCUGCUGCGGGAUUCCGGGGGAGAGUUACAGGCGGGAGUCCGGCGGCGUGGUACCACAUAGGAACGCCGCUAACGCCAGGGAGAGACACCGGACCCAGAACGUCAACACGGCCUUUACGGCGCUGCGGACACUCAUCCCCACGGAACCGGUGGACAGAAAACUCUCCAAAAUCGAGACUCUGCGUCUGGCGUCCAGCUAUAUCUCACACCUGGCCAACGUGCUGGUGGUCGGGGACGGGAGGGAGGACGGACAGCCGUGCCUAAGUGCUGUCUACAAUGAUGUGAAGGGGGGUGGAGAAGGCAGACAGCCUCGGAAUAUCUGCACAUUCUGCCUCAGCAACCAACGGAAAGGGGUGAAAGACAGACGAGACUUUGUAAAAAUGCGUGGAAGCAGUGUGAGACAAAUAAGUCGGCGAUGAAACCGUCUGAGUAGGAUGAUUGGAUCUACUCUUCAGACUCCAGGGAAACCUCCACCGUCCAUUCCACAAGGCUCGAAGCAUCUCAGUCUUUGAGGACGACUUUGCUUUGGCUCAUUGGUCACUUUAUCUUGUAUGAGAAAAGAGGAUUGGCAUCAAAACCAUCCAAGUAUCUGAAGCAGAAACAGGCACUCAUUCCAACACACUAACUAAUGUCAUUGGAAAUAUUGUAAAAGUGAGAGAAUAGGAGUGUAACGCUGCGACAUGGCCAUGGGUCUUCUUUUCAUUUAAAUGACAUGAGAUGUUCAGGGGAUUGGUGGAACAAUUAAAGAUCUUUCAUGAGCAGAGUAUGAGCCUGAGUCAAAGCAUAAUGUUCUGACAGGUUUUUGCAGCAUAGAUAAUGCUAAUCACCUGUUAUUACCUAAAGGCACAAUGCAUAAUCCAAAUGUUAAUAAAAGGAGACGUUCAAAUUAAAACAAAGGAUUUGAACCAGCUAUCACUUUUAGAGGAACUUAAGGAUCUUUUAUAUUUGAACUGACAACAGAUGAACUUUAUUUACAUAAAUAAUGUCUUAUUUUAUGUAUAGGUCAAACUUGUUUAAUCACAUAUGUGAAAUUAUCAAGGCAUUAGCAUGACUGCUGAGACACGGAGAUGCUAUUGGUGCCUAUCCCCGGCCUUAUAACUUGUAUUGGGUAAGGUACUGAGACAAACUCGCAUUGAAGUCUUUAAAAUGAAGAGGUUUUGGAACAGACUUGGAGCCUGCAGCAGGGCAGUUUCAGGACUGAUAUGUGGACAGAUCACACACACUGGUGGUGUGAAGAUAUGUGCAAGGACAUUUUUGUGGGACACUACUUUCUUUGCUUUUUCAUUACAUGUUGUAAUCUACUUCGAAAUAAAAUUUAUUUUUACAUA